UUAAAUUCCAAAGCAAAAAUAUGAGCAAUCCCUUCAACUCAAGCUUUGAAGCAGUCAAUUACACUGGAAAUUUUCCGAAGCCAACAAAGAGUUCUUCUAGGAACCACUCUUCCAACCAAUACGGAUUGAACAAACUGCUUGUACAUAAGACUGCACCUAGCUUGUAUCCAACCAAGGUUUACAAGCCACUCAAAAGGAGCUCCCUCAAUAUCAGUGAUUACUACAAUGGUGCAGAAGACAGAAACUAUAAAAAAGGGAACAAAAUUAGCAAGAGAAUUAAGAGAGAAAUUUCUCCAACCUUCGGAGAAGAUAUCAAUAAGCAGUUAAAUGUUUAUAAGGACGUCACACGCAAAUAAAACAAAAUCAGGCUUGAAUUCGUCCUUCUCAUGCUAUAUGAAUGGAAUGAAAAUGACCCAGUUACCAAAAUACCACAAAAGCAAUUGAAAGCUAAUGUCUUUCAAGAACAAAUCCUCAAAGGCACCCAAAUGCCUGCCUGUUAAAACUUUCAAAUAAAAUGAAAGAUCUGGACCAAUACUCUGCAGCUCAAAGUAAACAGUUUGCAGAAAUGCUAUCAACUAAGAAGUCUUCUAAAGCUCAUUCAAAGGCAAGCUCAAAAGGUCAGAAAUAUCUGAAAAAGACUAUCACAACGGGAAAGAACCUGUUCACUCAUUCUCCUGAAAGUAUCCAAGAAAAUGAGCUUAUCAAGGAUUCAUCUAUAAUUGGAGGCCUUGGUGGGACCAGAGAUACUGCAGAAAUCUGAGAGAGGUUCUCUACUCACACUGGUAGCGGCCAUGGAAGUUGUAUCAACAGAGCUACUUCAUUCAAAAAAUUUUCUAAUACCUACUCUGAUAUUUCCACACCAAUAAGAAGCAACAAUGAGAAAGCACGUAUGAACUCAACCAAAAUCUGAAAUAAUAAAAGAGUCAGGAGGAGAUUCAACAUUAGCCACAGUACUGAGACCAAGAGACAUGGUAAUCAUUCAAGAAGACGCCAGAAAUUAUAAGCAAAGCUCUGAAACAAUCACACUCGCCUAACCCUUCAGGAUUUCUCAUUGAUUUAUUCUCUCUAACACAACAAGAGAUUACUCUCAGAAGUGAUGUUCAGACCAGGAUUUCAGCUGUAAACUCCUUUAUCACCAGCAAUCCAAAGAUAUCAUCCAAAACAAGGCAAGUCCUGAAUGGUAUGAAAGACCUUGUAACUAAGAUUGACAAAUUCUACCAAUCAGAGCUCCAAAAAUCCCAAAAUACUUCAAAAAUCCUUUCUGCAGAACUGAAUUCCAAAACUCUCGAGCUGGCUUCCCUCAGAAAGGAAUUUGACCUGAAGCUGAAGUCCAAGCAGGAAGAAAUCACUAAGCUUUCUGAACAACACAAAGUCGAUGUCAAGAAGGUGGAGGAACGACUCAGAGGCAAAUACGCAGAAGUAGUUGAGAAAAUGAACAAGUACUUCAUCGAUUCCGAAUGCUCCAAUUUCAGCCAGAUCAGCGAUGAGAGAAGAGGCGACGAUCAUGAAGAUACAAAGAAGAAUGAAGUACCAGCAAAUAACACUAAAGGUCAUCCUUUGGUCCCGAAACUUGACCUUACAGAGGUAGUACCGGAUAUUUAUGACUCAUCUCAUGGCCAAACUCCUGAUCAUGGGAUGGAAUGAGACAUUGAUGAUGAGAAAGGAGUUCAAAGUAGUUAUAGAAAGUAUUUCUUCCCAGGAAGUUCCCGAGUCACAACUGUAAAGAGAGUCAACUCUCUUGAGAAAAGAAAACAAGCGAUUAUAAACAUUCUUUAUGAAGAAUGAAAAGAUAAGCAGCAAGUUGACUCAAGUGAAGAAAUAGUUAAUCUUCUUAACUCUUUUUAA
This is a messenger RNA of Moneuplotes crassus, 1845 nucleotides long. The record is from the annotation of a GenBank genome assembly. Lineage: Eukaryota; Ciliophora; Spirotrichea; Euplotida; Euplotidae.